AUGGAUCUCAAAGGCCCCAAAUACUAUGAAGAUCCACCGGUCUUCCCAGCUCAACAGGAAGCAACACUAGUAGAGGGCAACAAUUUUUUCUACAGCACGGGAACAGAGAACCCUUUUCUGGACCAUGCAAUCCACGAACCUCUGUGCAGACUCAAUCUAAAGGAAACUUCUGAUUUUGUCAAGUCAUUUCCAAUGAGUAGCAAUGGAGCGGAGAGCCGAGGUUUCUUGGACGUGCCGGCUCAGAAAAGGAGAGACCUGGGACUGAGUUCGUUUUCAAAGAGGAAUAAUGCAGAUGCCCCUCCCACACCAGGCAGGCCAAUUUUUAGCUUUAGCGUUGGCAAUUUGUCAAGAAAGAGUUUCCCUUCCAAGUGGGAAGAUGCUGAGAAGUGGCUCAUCAGUGGCAGCUCUUGCCAUGACUCCCCUGCUCAUUACCACGGCUCAAGGCCUCCGUUGCAUCAGUUUUGCUCCUCAAAGAUGUCCAAGCAUUGCAGUAAUGAGUUUAAGCCACAGCAGGCUCAGCCUGAGCCGGAGUUGUUUGCUGAAAAAUCAAGGGUCAUAAUAGAUGAAAAGGUCUCUACAGUUGUUACAAAAGCAGGCCUCCAGGGGCUUUUACCCCCUUUCGGCCAUCAUAACUCAUCUGCUGGAGCUUUCAGUGAAGGGUCAGCCUCAGCUGCAGCAGCAGACGUACUGCUAAAAGGUCAAAAGCUUUUCUAUAAUCUUUACCCCAUUGCCUUUGUGGUGUAA
This is a messenger RNA of Coffea eugenioides, 744 nucleotides long. RefSeq lists its product as uncharacterized. Bases 1 to 744 code for a protein of 247 amino acids. The transcript has 2 exons. The record is from RefSeq and is a predicted model, not a curated record. Lineage: Eukaryota; Viridiplantae; Streptophyta; Magnoliopsida; Gentianales; Rubiaceae.